GUGAACAGACUGUCGCAUUGACAAAGAUGAAGAAAAUGGCAAACAUUUGAAUCCCAAAGAGCGCCACUUUCUAUUCGCUAUCCGACAAAUCUUCCCUCCUCUUUUGUCCCCUUAACCCUUUUUCCACCUUCUGCUUUGUUUUAACUUGUAACCCUAGAGAGAGAGGACCCUCUACUCUACUUAAACCCUUCCUCUGUUUUCACUUUUCCCUUUAAACCUGCGUUUUUAGUUUCCCUCGAUCAUAUCAAUUUUUUCCAGCUUCUUUUGUUUACCUUCAGAUGGAGGACAUAGAUGAUUCUAACUCCUUUGUUGAAAUCUCCUCAGUUUCAGAACCCAAUGGCUCUUCUACUCCUGUAACUCCAAAGUCUGAUACAAUACCUGUUGCUGCUGCUUUCAACUUUGAUCAUGGAAGUUCUGAUAUUUCUCCCAAUCAUGAUUCUGACGACGACUCUUCUUAUUCUGAGUUAGACUCGGAAACAGAGGCCUUUUACUCAUCUCUUAACCACCACCUGGUCUCACCAGGUGCAAUGGAUGACUUGGUGGCUGCUGAGAAGAAACAUAUGAGUUAUGAGGAACUGAUGAAGAAAUAUGUCCAGUCCGAGGAAGAGCUUAAGACUACAAGUUUGAGGCUCCAAGAAUCUGAACAAGAGAUUGAGAAGCUAAAGGCUGAGGCUGAGAAGAGAGAUUAUGAUGUUUUGCUUUCAGAGAAUUUAUUCGCUGCGCUUGAAAUCGAGAUCGAGAGUAGGGACAAAGCUAUUGAGACUGAGAAAAGCCGAGUUCUCGAGAUGCAAAGACAGGUUGUUGAUUUGGAAACUAAGCUCUCAGACUCAAGUUUCAAGUUCGAUAAUCUGGUGAAGGAGCUUGAGGUGAGUAGAGAAUGUUUAUAUGUUUCAGAGGCUGAGAUCUCAAAGCUAAGGGCAAUGUUGUGUGUUUGUCAGCAAAGUUUCUCUACUGAGAAAACAAAACUGCAGAGUGAUAUUGCUGGUUUGUUAGCCAAUCAGGCUUUCUUCGAAGGUCGUGUUAAAGAACUCCAAACACGCAGUGAGGUAUUGGAAAAUCAGAUUUGGCAUUCUGACGCAGAGAAGAUGGAUAUGCAGAGGAAAGAAGUUGAGUUGCAAGGUGAAAUCAAUGCAUUGAAGACAGAGUUGGCCUCUCGAGGUGAGCAUAUCGAAGCAUUGAACAAGGAUGCCGACGAGCACAAGCUGAGAUAUGACAUGUUGGUGGCAGAGAAAGAUGAAGUCUGUGCUGAAGUAGACAAUUUAAAAGCAGUGAUGAGAACCAGAGACAUCCAGAUUCAGCAAAUGGAAGAGCAACUUAGCCAGCUGCGCUUUAAGCUUGUAUCUGAAUCAAGAAUUGGCAAGAACACUGUGGAGGAGGAACUGAGACUGAGAGCUACGGUUAAACAACUAGAGAAGCAAGCAGAGUUGCAGAGGAAUGUCAAGAACACUGUGGAGGAGAAUCUGAGAGCUACGGUUAAAGAACUAGGGAAGCAAGCAGAUCAGUUGCAGAGGAAUGUCAAGAACACUGUGGAGGAACUGAGAGCUAAGGUUAAAGAACUGGAGAAGCAAGCAGAGUUGCAGAGGAAUGCGAUAUCAGAAGCAAAGGAAGAGAAACGAGAAGCGAUAAGGCAGCUUUGUUUCACUCUGGAUCACUACAAAAGCGGAUAUAGACAGAUUCUGAGGUUUCUUUCGGGCAAUAAUAACAAGGAACAACAAACAACCAUGGUCGUGUGAGUUGGAGUUGGAGUGAAUCCUCUUCUCUAUACUAAUUAGUUUACUCGUUGCAGUCUUAUUUCUUUCUUUUGUCUCAUCAUGUUUUAAGUCGUUCUGUGUUAUGGUCGUCCUUCUCAGACAUCAAUAAAUCUUCAAAUUCUUUUAA
This is a messenger RNA of Camelina sativa (false flax), 1878 nucleotides long. RefSeq lists its product as uncharacterized. Gene Ontology annotation, molecular function: structural constituent of cytoskeleton. Gene Ontology annotation, cellular component: cytoskeleton. NCBI's taxonomy places the organism in Eukaryota, Viridiplantae, Streptophyta, Magnoliopsida, Brassicales, Brassicaceae. The record is from RefSeq and is a predicted model, not a curated record.